CCAAACAGUCAGCAUACUUUUUUCGAGAUGCGUACGGCUGAGGGUGAGCUUACCCAGGAUGGCACCUACUCCGGCCUCGUAUAGCCCCUGUCAGAUCGGCGUACGCGCGAAGGAACUCCCUUUGCGCCCUCGAACGCACCCAAACUCCUCUCCUCCAUCACAUCACUCCUUGCCCUCGCCCACGGCCAGCCACGAUGCCCGCGCCGCCGCCCCUUCCCACUCCCGGCACCCAAGCCUACCUCGCCCACCGCCGCGCCGACAAGCUGCCCACCCCGCCCGGCACGCGAUCCGCCAGCCCCGCCGGCACCUACAACGCCCCCUUCCUCGCCCUUGGCCUCGGCGCCACAAACAUGCUCGCCAUGCUGUGGACGUUGUGCGCGGGACAUGGCGCCGUCGGCGUCGAGCUGCGCGGCGACCCCUCCCUCGGCAUCCACUGGAACGUCCGCGAGGCGCUGUACCACCAGCUCGGGCGCAUCGACGCGCUGAUGCUCGCGCGGUACGGCGAGGGCGGCGUUCCGACGCUGGCGGACGGGACGACGAGGAUGCAGCUCGCGAAGCUGUUUUACAGCGCGGAGACGGUGGCCGGGGAUGUCAUUGCGGAUAAGAUCGUUGCGGGGCACGACGGCGAGAAGCAUCUUGCGGGGCGGAUCCGGCACGUGGAGUUUGUGGAUGAUAGGUGGAAGAAGGGCCGGCCGCGGCGCGUGGUGAGCGUGCUGGAGAGUCCAAAGAUUCCAGGGGCGCCGUGUGAGAGGGAGAUUGGAGGGAAUAUGCGGGAGGUGCUGGAGGGACCGAGCACGUGGCAGGCCGAGGCAAAGAGCGUGCUGUUGCUGUUGCGGCGGUAUCUGGAGAAAGUGGAGGCGAUGGAUCUUGCGCGGGCGGAGACGUGCACCGGGUUCACGCCGCGGGUGAGGCUGUUCACGCAGCAUCGGGUCGUAGAGGGUGCGGGGCAGGGUUUCGUGCACAGAGACGAUGGGCGCAUGCAGGUGCUGAUUGAGGAGGUUACUGAGAUCGAGUACAAGGGGGAGACGCGCCGUGUGCGCACGCCCGGGACGCAGACCAUUGAUUUGGGCGUGCCGAAACUGUUCUGCAUCGCGCAGGGGUCCCGAAGCAGCGAUGCCGGGCGGCUGGGCUUUGUGCAGGAGGACGUCCGCGUGGAGCGAGGUGUCGGCGCCAACAAGGAGAACGUGGUCGCGCAGGCAGACUACAUUGCGGGGCUUUUGGAAAUGCUCGUGGACGGGCGACUACGCAGGCGGAUAGCCUCUGAGUUUGGUCCCGCUGGGGACGAGUACUGGGUGCGGCAGAUCGCUGUCGGCCACGAGAACGAUCCUGAAAUCGGGUGGGUGCUGGUGCAAGUGCCCGACUUCAUGGUUUUCUGUCCCGUUGCUGCCGGGCUCGUUCCCGCAGGUACAUCAUCCGAUGCUCCGGAGUACUUUGCAGCCUACCAGCUGCUCAUCUACGACUACUAUAUUUCGCAGGCGGCGUUGAUCCUAGGCGUAGAAGAGGCCGAGCUAAGGCGCGUGCAGAUGCUGUACGGGCCCAAGAUAUUCAGUCUUGUAGAAAAGAUUGGCCGUGAUGCGCGAGUCGCAACCAACGGCGUCGUUGCUGGGGAUUCCUUUGGCAAUGGGCAUUUCCUGACCAGCGCGGGGGCCAUGGCCGGCAUGAUCGGGCACGCGUACCGAUUUCUGGGUUAUUGGAAAGGUAUAGCAGAUGGCAAGAGCGAUGCGGAAUGCAUUGCCACUCUGGCGGCUGGAAUCAAGCGGGACACGGAAGAUCUUCUAGAAGUCAGCGCGAAAGAAUUUGACGAAGCGGUGCCUACAAAUUUCGGAGUGGGCAGAGGGCAGAAGGUUGUCCGGGUGAGCAACGGCGGUGUUGAAGGAACGGCCAUCGACAAUUACGUCGACGCGGUUCCAAAGACGGGCACGAGAACCCGAUACGAGCAGCUACCGCUGAAUCCCAGCGACUGGCGGAGGCUGUUCGUGCGGAAUGGGCGUGUGGUGUCGGACGCGCUUCCGCCGCUGAAGGCACAUCAUCCAGCCUUACAGAAGCAGUCUUUGCGGGCUAUGAUGUGAUUGCAUGGGUUUGUUAGGUUCACAUUAUUUCUCGAGAAAGAAC
Messenger RNA from Paraphaeosphaeria sporulosa, 2112 nucleotides. RefSeq names its product putative efflux protein. Bases 195 to 2069 code for a protein of 624 amino acids. The record is from RefSeq and is a predicted model, not a curated record. The transcript has a single exon. Lineage: Eukaryota; Fungi; Ascomycota; Dothideomycetes; Pleosporales; Didymosphaeriaceae.